AUGUUAGAUUUCAAAUUUUCAAGUUAUUUUCAUCUAUUUGUAUUAUAUUUUAUUAUUAUUCAAGCAUAUUGUAUAGAAUCUAAUUCCCAAUUUCGAGCGAAUGUUACACUGAAAUUGGUUGUGAUAUGCGCUGGAGAAUUUACCAAUCAAUGUCAACUAACUGGCCCGAUUUCUCGUUUUACUCAAGCAACUUGUGCAUUUCAAGGACCACCAGAGUCAAUAAGUUUCUUAGUCGCAUCUGUAGAGAAUCCAAUUGAAUUAAAGGUUACAGUGCAAAAAGUUGGUGAACAGGAAAUUCAGCAACUUCGUAAUACAGAAUUUCGUUUAGCAGAAGAAAGUGAAUUAUCUGUCACAUCAUUAGAUCUUUCAUUGAUAGUUCGUUUUCAUGUCACAUAUUCAUGUCUACCAAAUUAUUUCGGGAAGUUAUGCAACAAAUUCUGUAAUGUUGAAGCUAUAGAAUAUCGAUGUGAUCAUCUAGGGAAUAUGUUAUGCAAACCAGGUUAUUACAUGGAUCAAAAAUUGCAAAUAUGUCGAUUAGAUCAAUGUAUUCAUCAUAAAAAUUAUUGUUUAAAUAAUGGACUAUGUAUGAAUAAUCCAAAUGUAGAUACUAUUAACUUACCAUUAUGUAUAUGUUCAUCUAAUUAUAAAGGUUUACGUUGUGAAUUAAAAAAUCCAAUUAUUAGUAGUAUAAUAUCAGAAAACUCAAAUAAUUCAAUUCAUCAUAAUAAUUUAUUAAAUAUGAAUACAACUAUGAAUAACAUAGAAUAUAAAACUAAAAAUCAAAAAUCUAAAUUAUUAAUUCAUUCUAAUAAUCAAUCAAUAAUUUCAACACCAUUUAUUCAAUAUCCUUUCAAUUCUAUAACUACUAAUAAAUCAUUAAUCAGUAGUACAAUAUCACCAAUUGUAUCUUAUUCAGAAAUAGUUAUACCAAUAAACAAUUCAAAAACUAUUCAUGAACAGAACUGGAGAAAACUUAUCAUCAUAUCUUCCAUUGGUUUAAUUCUCAUCAUAACUAUAAGUACAGGAUGUAUUGGAUUAGUUUUAUGCUUAAUGCGUCGUAAACCUAAAAUGGAUAAAAAAUCUAAUAUUUCCAGUAUAAUUACACAUGAUUCAAGUUGUAAUUAUAAAUCGGCUAGACAAUGGACAUCAGUUGAUCAAUCACCAACUGAUCAAAAUUAUUACGACGGUUCUGAUUGUAGAAUAAUUCCAGGAAAUACAAAUAAUGGUAUUAUUGAAACAGGUGCUGCUUAUCCAACACCAUUUAACGAAUCCUUAUUACAGACAAGCACAAAUAUAGAUAGAAAUUAUGGUUUGUAUGACUUUUCAUCUACACAUAACUAUUAUCAAAAUCAAUAUCCGGGGCCAUAUCAUCAAGAAAAACAACAUGAACAACAGCGUGAGCAACAACUUUAUCGACAUUCUUCUAUUGGUACAACAGGAUAUCGUAGUGAAUUGUUAAAUGAAAAUGGGUUUACUACAAUUCCAAAAGAUUUAUAUCUAUCUAAUCGUUAUAUGACAUGGAACCCUACAGCAAAACAACCACCAUGUUAUGUAACAUCAGUGAAACAAUUAUCAUUGGACAAAAGAAAUUAUGCUGAAAAUUUUGAAGAAGAUUAUAAUGGUCGAUCAAUGAUUAACUUAAACUCCUAUCGUUCAAAUGACCCAUAUAAAAUAAAUGAACAUUCAAGAUUUCCUGUAAAUUUGGAUAAUUCUAUUAUUACAAAUAAUACUGAUAUUAAUAAUGAUAAUACUUCUAGAUAUCUGCAACCUUCAUAUAACCCUUUGUUAUCAUCAAUUCAUGAUAGUUACAUAACCAGUGGAUAUUUUGAUCAGUCAUCUAAUAUGGAAAAUGAUUACACUAACCAAAAUGAUAAUUGUGCAAUAAAUGAUAAUAAUAAUAAUAAUUAUCUAUUAUAUAAAACAGUGCAAGAUACAAUUAAUUUAAAUUCUAAUAAUUACAAUCAAAUUCAUAUAAAUUCAUCCAAUAAAUUACCUACUAUCUCAAUAACAACAUCAUUAUCAACGAAAGCUUCACCUCUAUUACAAGCUGUUCCACUUUCUCCAGCUCCACCUACACAAUUUUCCGACUUAAAUUAUUAUUAA
Schistosoma mattheei is the source of this 2103-nucleotide messenger RNA. NCBI's taxonomy places the organism in Eukaryota, Metazoa, Platyhelminthes, Trematoda, Strigeidida, Schistosomatidae. The record is from the annotation of a GenBank genome assembly.